This is a messenger RNA of Bathycoccus prasinos, 1908 nucleotides long. RefSeq names its product coiled-coil domain-containing protein 22. Gene Ontology annotation, molecular function: cullin family protein binding. The record is from RefSeq and is a predicted model, not a curated record. The transcript has 2 exons. Lineage: Eukaryota; Viridiplantae; Chlorophyta; Mamiellophyceae; Mamiellales; Bathycoccaceae. Gene Ontology annotation, biological process: positive regulation of ubiquitin-dependent protein catabolic process. Bases 1 to 1908 code for a protein of 635 amino acids.
AUGGACGACGCUCUCGGAGGGGAGAAUUCGCUCUCGCUCCUCUCUUUGCGUCGCGCUGGAGUGCGUUUCGACGACCGCGUGACUUCCUUCGCGGACUUGAUACAACAACAACAACAACAACAAGGUGCGAAGAACGACGAUUUAGACGACGAUGGGCCUUCUUCUACUUCGACUUCUCUCGUCAGUUUGUGUCGGGAAUGCUUCCUCCAAUUUGGCCACGAGAAACUGGCGAAACGAUUACCGAACGCGUUAGGACGCGCGUCGGAUCCGAGCGGGAGGUUUCGAGUGGCGACGAGUUACGCCAGAGCUUUAAACGGGGUGGUUUUUAAUAAGAAUGCGAAUAGUGGGAGCAGCACUCGUAGUGGUGGUGAUGGUGAUGGUGGUGGCGAUGGUGAUGGUGGCGGCAAAAGGAGAGUUGGCUUCAGUCAUUUCUUGUACCCGUCGGAGGAAUACGCGAGAGAAAUCGUGGCGUUGCUGUGCGAGAUGAUACCAGAGGACGAGCGAAGGAAGAGUAACGCGACGUCGUCGACUUUUUUUGGUCGUGGUGAGGAUGGUUCGGUGGUCUCUGCGUUGGAGAGAGCGGUGCGAGUGGCGAACGGCGUGAAAACGUCCUCGUCUUUCGGGGAAGCGGCGAGUCCCUUUGAAAGUAGUUUGAGGAGGAGCGAGAGAAAGAGAAGGAUGCGAGAGAUUGUCAACGCACAGGCGAGAGUUGUGGCGAACAGACAGCGAAUGCGAGACAGAGAAGGGUUCGCUUUGACGAAGAACAAAGAAGUGGCGUGGACGAAAGAAAACGGGUUGUGGCCUGAGGGACCGGAGAACGACGACGGGAUCGCUGUUAACGUGUUGGCAUCGAAUGGCGUCGGAGGGUUGGUUGCCGCCGCUUUGCGAGUUGCCGGUGGCGAUAAACUUGCGUCAAAUAGUAGUAAAAAUAGCAGGAUUGCAGGAAAGGAUGGGGGCGAAGAAGAAAUGCAACGUUUAGGCGAUAGAAUCAAAUCCGCUGCGGAAGCGAAAAAGAACCGAGAAGAUUCUGCAAACGAAACCCUCGAACAAAGAGCUCAAGCGCGGGAAAAGGAUUUAGAAGAUUUACAAAACGACGUUGAAACGACUCGACAGACGAUGGAAGCGUACGUGUCGAGAUGCGAAAAAGCGUUGGAGGAAAUGCUCGAAUACGCUCGAUUGGAGAAGGAAGAAUGCGCGAAGUUCCCAGAUUUAGAGGAGGAAUAUUUAAUUCGAAAAAUGGCGACGGAUAUGGUCGUCGGUCCAAACGCAUCAAAGGGAUCGCCGGAAAAAGCGAAAGAGGAAAUGGAAAAGCUCGUUCGAGAGGACGAAAACAGACGUCAAGAAUUACAAAAAGAGUGGGACGACGCUCGCCUUCCUUUGGAACACGAAAUCGAGAAGAGAAACGCGAAAGCGGAAGCGGAACGAAUGCGAGCUAAAGAGCAACUUGAAGAGAUUCAAAGAUGGAAAGAAGAGGCAAAAGAGCAAGUUCAAUUAGCUCGACGAAAGGCGGAAGAGCGCGAUCGGUUAUCGCAAGCGUUAGAGCGAGCGCCAAGAGGCGUCAAUCGUCCGAGUUUAGUUCAAAAAGUCACCACCAUCGUGAAGAACAUAAAGAAACAAGACGUAGAAAUUGCCAAGAUUGUUCGCGACGCGAAAGCGGCGGAAUUACAGGUGGCCGAAAGUGCGGAAAGUUUACGCAGGAUAUACGCAGUCGUUGAGGACGCCAUCUUUAAAUCCGCAAAAACGGACGAGACGAUGAAAAUGGCGUAUAGAUAUUUGCACGACAUGCACAAGACGUUUGCGAAAAUCUCUCGAGACGUCGCCGAGGCCUCGGAAUCCGCGCGAGCGCGAGGUGAAUUGGAGGAACAAAUGGACUCGCUAAAAGAAUUGAACACGGAUUCAAAACAGUGA